CCGUUGCACCGGGCAGGUACAGAAGUUGUUGUUUCUUUUUUUUUUUUUUUUUUUCGUUUUUUAACAAACAUGGAGUACAAGCUGAUCAUGGCCGUCUCCGGCUUCCCGAGUCUCUACGACACCAAUUCACUGACCUACCGGGACCUGAACAUGAGGAGCGACGCGUGGAGGCAGGUCGCGGAGAUCGUCGGUGUUCCCGAGUCCGAGUGCAGGAGGAAGUGGAAGACGCUGAGGGACCAACACCGGAGGGAACGGCAGCGAGAGAAGGAGAGACGCGAGAGCGGCAUCGGGCUCUUCAACUACAGGCCGUGGAGAUACUCCUCGAUUCUGUCCUUUCUAAACCCGUUCAUCGACGCCAGAGCCGCGGGCACCAACGGCUGGGCUCUGGACCCGCAGCCCUCCCAACUCCACGCGGCCGAACUGGUCGGCUGCAGUACGACCACGGAGACGCGGAGCGACGACGACGAGAAUUACGGCAUCGCCGUGGCGGACGCAACAACAACGACGACGACGACAACCUCGUCCUCGUCCUCGUCCCUCUCAGAGUUCGUCCAGAGGAAGCGACCGUCUCCCGCCAACGGAGACGCCGUCAGACUCAAAGAGGCAAAGAUUGAGGUGACCUCAGACACCGCCGCUCAAGACGACAGUGUACAAACACGACAGGUCCAACAUGUUAACGUGAGGGAACUGUUUGAGAUGAUGAUGCAGUCGGUUACAACUUUGGCCACAUCCUUAGCUUCUUCGCACUCUUCCUCACAGCCCUCGGAUCAGCCGACGGCCCCCGCAGUCCUGCCGCCCGAUCUGCAGCCUCUCCAGCACCGGCAGGCCCACCGCAGCCCGCCGCCGUCCAGCACCGCGUUCGGGCUGAACCGCCUGAAAAGAGAGGAGCGGGAGGCCGCGGCGAGGGAGCUUUUGGACCAAACGGACGAGGAGGAGGAGGAGGAGGAGGAGGAGGGCAGCGUGUCUCCCAGACCGGCUCGAGCCAAGAGGAAGAGCGGCGACAGCCUGCUGCAGGAGUACCUGAGGCGGAUGGAGACCAGGGAGGCUCAGAGGAGCCUGGAUGUGGAUCAGAGGGACGAUGUGACUCUCUUUCUGCUGAGCUUGGCUCCGGCCAUGAGAAGACUUUCUGCGGAAAAGCAGUCGUGGGUCAGAACCAAGAUCCAGCAGCUCCUUCACGAGGCCGAGUUCGGCGCUACGAAUUUUCAGUGAUUCCAAACCCCUCUGUACUUGACAUUUUCAUACAUCCUGCACGGGUCACGGUCUAGAGGACUUCAAUCGCCUCCCGACUCACACACAGACAAGCUCCUUCUUUCUCAUUUUUAUAAUACUGUUGCAGAACUUUCUCAUGUUUUUGGUGCCGUUUUUAAUAAA
This is a messenger RNA of Xiphias gladius (swordfish), 1371 nucleotides long. RefSeq lists its product as uncharacterized. Gene Ontology annotation, biological process: regulation of transcription by RNA polymerase II. Gene Ontology annotation, cellular component: nucleus; transcription regulator complex. The transcript has 3 exons. NCBI's taxonomy places the organism in Eukaryota, Metazoa, Chordata, Actinopteri, Istiophoriformes, Xiphiidae. Gene Ontology annotation, molecular function: DNA binding. The record is from RefSeq and is a predicted model, not a curated record. The coding region runs from base 70 to 1209 and encodes 379 amino acids.